[Torrubiella] hemipterigena is the source of this 755-nucleotide messenger RNA. The record is from the annotation of a GenBank genome assembly. Lineage: Eukaryota; Fungi; Ascomycota; Sordariomycetes; Hypocreales; Clavicipitaceae.
GCGGAAAUGUAUAUUGCCAUGUUCACAGCGGUUUGCACUGCGCCAGUAUAUAUAGGACUACACUUUUGGUCGUCCUUAUAUUGUCGAAUAUCUUGCCAAAGCAUUGCCCUUUGACAAUUGCUUUCACACGUUACGCCUUGACAUGAUGCUCACUAAAAUUUCUGCUCUGGGUGCACUUGCUCUAGUGGCCCCUGUAGCUGCAGACAUCCACAAAACAACACCCCCUACAGGCUUCUACUCUGGGCCACAGCAGGGGAUCGGUUCCUGGUACAGGGCGAGCAGCAGUGGCGAUUCCACAAACGGCAACAGCUGGUGUGGUUAUAAGUAUUCCAACAGCGACCCUCUCUUUGCUGUUUCUCUGAAGGCAAUGGGCGGAGCUACUUACAGUUCCAACCCCGAUAAAUGGAGAAACGACACACGUACGUACUGCGGGCUUGAGGCUAAGGUAACGGAUCCUUCAACCGGAAAGUCCAAGCUUAUGUAUAUUGGUGAUGCGUUUGACGAUAAAUAUGUCCGAAGCCCAGCAUCGAUUGAUAUCAUGAUCGACGGGUUUACCGACAUCCAUGGGGACCCCAAGGGUGACAAAAAUAAGGUCAUCAACCCCGUCAAUUGGGAGUUUACUGGCAACAUCAACACCCGAUAUGAGGCUCCAGGUGCGAAUAAAUAGGAUCAUUAAAUAUUGAUCGAAUAAGCAGAUACUCAAUUCUUUUCUUUCUAUUUUUAACUGUGGUAUUUCUUUUAUCUCCAACCUUCGA